Molecule: messenger RNA, 1080 nt
Organism: Pomacea canaliculata
Lineage: Eukaryota; Metazoa; Mollusca; Gastropoda; Architaenioglossa; Ampullariidae
Exons: 4
Coding region: 55-423 (122 amino acids)
Source: RefSeq, a predicted model, not a curated record
UACUGUACUGGAGAAUGUCAUUUUUCCUCUACAACUGCAAAGCUAAAUUCAAGCAUGACAGUCAGUGGAACAUGUGAUCUUUAUAUAAUGCAAGACGAAGCAAGAGAGGUGGACAGAGCACCCACUGUUACUCCACAGGCUCCCUCUUCCAGUGCAUCCCCUGUCCCACCAAUCCGGUCUCCAAUAUUAUCAAUCCAGACUCUUCCAAGACACAGUGCCUUCAUUGCAAUAAGUGAUGCCACAGAUUGCCCACAGAAAACUGUAGACGAAGAUUCAAGUAAUACGGGGCCACGUGUUGGUAUCGCCUUUGGGGUCCUGAUUCUGGGCAUGAUCAUCGGAGCUGUUAGUGUCCUGCUAGUUCACCGUUAUCUCAUUCACCGUGUGAAAACUGACACAAUAGAGCUACAGUCUGGUUCUCACUGAGAGCACCCGGCACUUUGGACCUGCAGUUGUGGGUGUGUGAGAUAGAGAGAGCGCGAGUGUGCAUUUACCAGAGUGUAAGACUGAAUGGUGUGUGUGUGUGAGAGAGAGAGAAGAUAAUUAUAUAUAGAGAGAACUGUUAUUUAUCUUUAUAUAUCUGUGUAUCAUAGCAGACAUGAUAAAGUCAAAAAUAUUUUUAUUUGGUGUUUUCCUGUUUUUUAUGUAUUGUUUGCUAGAAUAUAUUUAAAGUUCCACAAAUGGUGAAAAUAUAUCAAGCAUGAGAAACUGGAUCCUCUGUCAUGCUGUCAAACUGCAUGGAAUUGUCACAUGAAGUUUUCUCCUAGAGAUGGCCUCAGCUGAGGCCUGGUGCACAUUCUCACUAGCUAGAUGUGAAUGCGGAAGCAGUCAACUAUAAAAACUUUUAAAAGACCAGCAUUUGAGCUGCCUGCUAGACAUACAGCUACCGCGACUGUACUCCCAGCUCCAUGUCAUCAUUGUUGCCCUCUUCAGUUCUUUUCCAUUCUCUGAGAUCUGCUUAGUAUUAGGUUUGUCAUGGUUCCGUACUUUGAGUUUUAGAGGCUGACUUCCCAUCUCUUAGGUCUCUCUCUUUUCCUUUUGCCGCCUACAAAGACAAUCCCUUCAAGUCCUGAUCGACACCCA